GACGUAAUUCAUUAUGACGUCACUGAUUUUUAAAUAAGUGAGCAGCAAAAUUGGUUAUGUAAACCCGGAAAAGAAAAUGAGUGGAAACUUUCCUAUGGAAGAUCUUAGCCUGCCAUUAUUUGAUAAGGUUUACGGAAAACACACUAAAUACACCGACCAUGAAGAGGAGGAAGAAAACAUCUGGACGUUAGGAAUGACAGUCGGAGAACGAUUGGCAGUAAGAGAAAAUCUGCUGCAACGAAGGAGGAAUAUAGUAGAUGUUCAGCUAAUUGCGGCUCUAUUUGGCUUCAUACUUAUGCUUGUAGAAAACGAACUUUACUUAUUAGGAUGUAUUACUAAAUCGUCGAUAACAUCUAUUGUCCUGAAAUCCUUCAUUUCAUAUUCAACUAUCAUACUGCUCGUAUCCAUUAUUUUGUACUAUGUGACGGUAGUCCAACUACGCAUGACAGAUAAUCAUUUGAAUUCCUGGAGGCUAGCUGUGACAUUUCGCGAUACCUACUGUAAGAUUUUCUUAGAAUUAUUUGUAUGCGCGCUUCAUCCUUUGCCAAUUAAUAUCACUAUUCCAAUCUCCAAACCAAACGGAGAAAUAGUUAACGCUUCAUCUGACGCCAUUAUGUCCAUACUGAUGAUUUUACGUGUCUAUCUUCUUGGCAGAAUGGCUGUAGUUCAUAACAAGCUUCUAGCAGGGACAGCAACACACGGUUUAGGAGCUCUGAAUAAAGUCAAAAUUGAUGCGCUAUUUUUGUUCAAGGGGCUGAUGUCCACACAUCCCGGGAAUGUGUUGAUAGUAAUUAUGAUUUCUAUAUUACUCAUCAACUCUUGGGCCAUGAGAACAUGUGAGGCGUUCUAUCAAUUUGAGAAAGACCACUCGGACUACUGGACCAUGAUGUGGAUGGUAUCAGUGACAUUUUUAACCAUUGGAUAUGGUGACAUAUAUCCCAUUAGUGUAUGUGGACGGUUUGUUUCUGUGGCUACUGGUCUAAUGGGGGUCGGCACCACAGCACUUCUGAUCGCCGUUUUAGCACAGAAGUUAGAACCAUCUAGAGCAGAAAAAUACGUGUACAAUUUUGUACUAAAGGCACAGUUGGAUAAAAGGAGGAAGACGGCAGCCGCUGACGCCAUUAAGAAUUGGUUUCAGCUUUGUCGUCUGCGAAGGAGUAAUGUCAUGAACAUGGAAUACAUUCGCGUUCACGGAAAACUACUGCAAGCCAUAAACGCCAUGCAGGAAGCAAAACGCAAGAGGGAUUCCACCGGCGAGUCCACGAUUGGUUUCAUCGAAAUCAGUAAAGGGAUGAGUGACGUGGAGAAAAAGACGGAAGAUGUACAGCGAUCCAUCUGGGGCCUGAAAUCGGACCUUGUGUACAUGCAGAAAAUGGCCAGAGACUUGCAAUGCAAAUUUAACGAUAUACACAGAGUCCUGGUUAGAGAUAAUACACGAUAUAAGCCAAAUUAAGAAGAAUCAUUUUAUUUUUUUGUGUGUGACAUUUUAUA
Saccostrea cuccullata (small rock oyster) is the source of this 1491-nucleotide messenger RNA. RefSeq names its product small conductance calcium-activated potassium channel protein 2-like. The record is from RefSeq and is a predicted model, not a curated record. Gene Ontology annotation, molecular function: small conductance calcium-activated potassium channel activity; calmodulin binding. Lineage: Eukaryota; Metazoa; Mollusca; Bivalvia; Ostreida; Ostreidae. Bases 77 to 1453 code for a protein of 458 amino acids. Gene Ontology annotation, cellular component: plasma membrane; neuronal cell body; neuron projection. The transcript has a single exon. Gene Ontology annotation, biological process: potassium ion transmembrane transport.